AGCUUGAAAUGAGGCCGACUGCAAGGGGUUUCGAUAACAUUGUCGACCAAACAGCCCAUCCAAUUUGACUCUGCGUACACAAACAAGAAAUAAAGGGCUGCUGUAGGUAAAAAAAACAGGGCCUGCUAUUCUCAUAUGGAAUCAUCUAUCCGAAGAGAAAACAGAGAUAGGGUGAGAGAGAGACGAAGAGAUGGUUUUAGUUGAAUUAUCGUUGGUACUCUCUCUACUUCUACAAGCAUCAUCAUCAUCAUCACUGGCCAUGCCAUCCCCAUCCCCAUCAUCAUCAUCAUCAUCAUCAACAUGUCCCAUGGAUCUUGCCUACAUCCAACACAUUCCAUGGGACUCCUCUCCAUGCAAUCCCUCUUCCUCCCAAAAUCAUCUACAGAAUCAGAGCCAAAACUGCUGCCAGACCCUCCUCGGUCUCAUCGGCAUCGGCCUCGCCCAACACCUCAAAGAAACCUCCUCCUUCAAUCUCCCCAACCUCGCCACCGCUGCCUCCUGCGUCGCUGAUUUCCAAUCCAGGCUCUCCUCUCUCUCCCUCCCGUCCGAUCUUGCUUCCCGCUGCUUCGGUCCACCCGACCGCUUUGUCAUCAACCCCACCACCUGCGCCCACAUCCAAACCAAACAGGACUGGCUCCGCGUGCUUGGCUCGUCCACAUCCCUCGAUUCGGCCUGCAAAUCCGACCUAUCUGAUCUCACCCUCUGCCAAGGCUGCGUCAACGCCGGGUUUGGAGUCUCCUCCCAACUCACUUCCAUCGACGGUAACACCUCCCACGCCACCGACUGCUUUUACUUCACUGUCCUCUAUGCUGCCGGUGUGGUUAACGACUUAGGUCCCGAGAAUCCAAGCACCACCACCUGCAUCUUCGGUCUGGACCUACUGUCGGCCGCCGUUUCUGGAAAGAGUAAGAGCCGCAUAGCGUUGAUCUUUGCAUCGACUGGCGCCGGCAUCGCCAUUGCUUUCAUGUUUUCCUUGUUGGGAUUGUAUUUCUGGUGGAAUCGGCGUAGGAAGAAGAGAGAGACAGAUAAUCUGGAAUUGGGUUUCGGAGAUCAAGAAGGGGAAAUGUCUAAACCAAGGCUACGGCCCAAUACCGGGUCUAUCUGGUUUGAUGUCUGGGAGCUGGAACGAGCCACAGAUAAUUUCUCCCAGAGAAAUAUGAUCGGGCAAGGCGGAUGUGGGAUUGUGUAUAAAGGGACUCUAUUGGACGGAACUAUGGUUGCCGUUAAGAAGAUCAUCGAAUCGGAUUUCCAAGGCGAUGCAGAGUUCUGCAAUGAAGUGGAGAUCAUCAGCAAUCUGAAGCAUCGGAAUCUAGUAUCUCUGAGAGGCUGCUGCGUGGUGGAGGGUAAUGACCGAGAAGGCGGCGGAGGAAACCAGAGGUAUCUUGUCUACGAUUACAUGCCAAAUGGGAACUUGGACGACCACAUAUUUUCACAGGGUGUCUGUGGCAGUAGCAGCAUGGGAAAGGAACAGCUGAGUUGGCCACAGCGGAAGAGCAUUGUGAUGGAUGUUGCAAAGGGUCUGGCUUAUCUUCACUACGGAGUGAAACCUGCUAUCUAUCAUAGAGAUAUCAAAGCUACCAAUAUUCUUUUGGAUGCAGAAAUGAAGGCGCGUGUGGCAGAUUUUGGACUGGUUAAGCAGAGCAAGGAAGGGCAGUCUCACCUCACCACAAGAGUAGCUGGAACGCAUGGUUACCUAGCUCCGGAAUACGCCCUCUACGGGCAGCUGACAGAGAAGAGCGACGUUUAUAGUUUUGGGAUUGUGGUUCUUGAGAUAAUGAGCGGGAGGAGGGCACUCGACCUGUCAUCAUUGGGAACAGGGUCGCCACGCGCAUUUCUGAUCACCGAUUGGGCUUGGAUGCUUGUGAAGUCAGGACGGAUAGAUGAGGUGUUGGACCAAUCGCUGAGGAAUGAUGAGGGUAGUAACCCCUACCCCACGGCGAUCAUGGAGAGGUUUGUGCUGGUCGGGAUCCUCUGCGCCCACGUGAUGGUAGCUUUGAGACCCACCAUCUUGGAUGCACUGAAGAUGCUGGAGGGAGACAUCGAUGUUCCACAGAUUCCAGAUAGGCCAUUGCCUCUUGGCCAUGGACCUCUUUCUGCAGAUGGGAACACUUUCAGCAUGUCGCCAUCUUUGAGCAGCUUUGUGCUCAAUUCAGGAGACAUGCUCAGGUGAAGAAUGCAAAUCCGAGGGGAGAAAAGGUUCGUGUCAAUUUGAUGCAAGCAAAGUCACGUGGAGCCAGAAAUGCCACUUCCACCGGCAUGAACCGAUGGUCGGAUCUGCCUCUCCAACGGUCAAUAUGUUGUACAUACAAGGAACCCACCCAUAUCUUAGUUAUUCACUUCUGCUCA
Magnolia sinica is the source of this 2346-nucleotide messenger RNA. Its product is annotated as probable receptor-like protein kinase At1g11050. NCBI's taxonomy places the organism in Eukaryota, Viridiplantae, Streptophyta, Magnoliopsida, Magnoliales, Magnoliaceae. The record is from RefSeq and is a predicted model, not a curated record. The transcript has a single exon. Gene Ontology annotation, molecular function: ATP binding; protein kinase activity. Gene Ontology annotation, biological process: protein phosphorylation. The coding region runs from base 191 to 2170 and encodes 659 amino acids.